Molecule: messenger RNA, 2126 nt
Organism: Lycium barbarum (goji berry)
Lineage: Eukaryota; Viridiplantae; Streptophyta; Magnoliopsida; Solanales; Solanaceae
Product: perakine reductase-like
Exons: 7
Coding region: 229-1014 (261 amino acids)
Cellular component (GO): cytoplasm
Source: RefSeq, a predicted model, not a curated record
GUUGACGCAAGCAAACCUGCUUACCUAAUCGCUCUCCUCACACAGAGGAAAAAACGCAAAUGGCGAAAGUUAUAUAUAUCUCCAUACAAUCAGUACAAAUGUACUCAAAUUUAGUCACGCAACUAGCGGAGAAGAAAACAGUAAAAAGGGAGUCUUUUUUUCUUCAUUUGAGCAAUGGAGGAUGCCUAGAGUAAAGCUGGGAAGCCAAGGACUUGAGGUUUUGGUUGUAUGGGGCUUACUGGAGUUUAUAAUACUCCUCUUCCUGAGGAGGAAGGGAUUGCAAUAAUCAAGGAGGCUUUUAAUAAAGGAGUCACAUUUUUUGACACAUCAGAUGUUUAUGGCAUGGAUCAUUCGAAUGAAUACUUGGUCGGGAAGGCAUUAAAGCAAUUGCCUCGAGAAAAAAUACAGCUUGCAACAAAGUUCGGUAUUUAUAAGAUCGAACCAACUAAGAUUGCAGUGAAAGGAACUCCGGAAUAUGUUCGUUCCUGCUGUGAAGCCAGCUUAAAGCACCUAGAAGUGGACUACAUUGAUCUCUACUAUGUGCACCGUAUAGACACAACAGUGCCCAUUGAGGAAACAAUGGGAGAACUUAAAAAAUUAGUUGAAGAAGGUAAAAUAAAGUAUAUUGGCCUGUCUGAAGCUCACCCAGAGACGAUAAGGAGAGCACAUGCAGUUCAUCCUAUCACUGCUGUACAGCAGGAGUAUUCCCUAUGGACGCGUGACAUUGAGGAUGACAUAAUUCCAGUUUGCAGGGAGCUUGGAAUUGGGAUUGUUCCAUAUGGCCCUGUUGGACGUGGGCUUUUUGCUGGAAAAGCAGUUGUUGAAAGCUUGCCCGCUAACAGCUUUUUGACUACACACCCUAGGUUUACUGGAGAGAAUUUUGAAAAGAACAAAUCUAUAUACUUCCGUAUGGAAGGAAUAGCCAAGAAACAUGGAUGCUCUCCUGCUCAACUUGCUAUUUCAUGGGUCCUUCACCAAGGGGAUGAUAUUGUACCUAUUCCGGAUUUUGGCUAAUGGAAACAGCCGAAUGAGUAAGGAUGAAUAUAGGCGCAUUAACGAAAAGAGACUUUGUACAACAUUUGAGAGGCUGAGAGGUGUAGGGGGGAUAUGUUAUUCAUUAAUCUUGACAUGAUUGAUAACUAGUUGCUAUUAAGUUUGGCCGUUUAAUGUAGUAUUGUCAUUUAUCCAGAGAUAGACAAGCUUUGUGUAUAUACACUCCAUUUCUCAAUCUGCAGGACUAGCAGUAGCACUCACUUGACACUUUGUUAACCAGAACAUUUGUAGGUUGUAUGCCAUUAUAAAAUCUAAAAGACAAAAAAGAAGAUAAAGGUGUGCAAUACUUCCGGUUUAAAUUUUUCUGCCUCAAGAAAUGGAGAGCAUCAAGAAAUCAGAUGCCGUUACAAAUUGUGCUUUGAUUUCUUAAAGACACGACGUGUGAAUACUGAGUUAGCCUCCUCUCUUAUUAUAGGUACAACCAAGAUAAAAAAUCUUCACGAUAACAUAGGUUCCGUGAGAGUAAAGCUCACAGGGGAAGACGUAAAGGAACUUUCUGAUGCAGUGCCCAUUGGUGAAGUGGCAGGGCAGAGAAUUGGCGAGGCUCUUUAUAAGACAUCAUAUAAGUUUUCCAUUACACCACCACCAACAAAAUGAUCAAUGCUGUGCUAUUGCAAGUGCAGGCUUGACUCUUUUGCAUGUUAUUUCUUAAAGACACGACGUGUGAAUACUGAGUUAGCCUCCUCUCUUAUUAUAGGUACAACCAAGAUAAAAAAUCUUCACGAUAACAUAGGUUCCGUGAGAGUAAAGCUCACAGGGGAAGACGUAAAGGAACUUUCUGAUGCAGUGCCCAUUGGUGAAGUGGCAGGGCAGAGAAUUGGCGAGGCUCUUUAUAAGACAUCAUAUAAGUUUUCCAUUACACCACCACCAACAAAAUGAUCAAUGCUGUGCUAUUGCAAGUGCAGGCUUGACUCUUUUGCAUGUUAUUUAUCGUUUUCCCUCUGAAAUUUAGUGUCAUAUGAUUCCUCUCUUUCUGUACUGCCACAGUUGAAUAAAGAUCUGUCUUCUUGAAUUGCCAUAGUUGACUAAAGGAUAUGUCGGCUUGUGUUUUAUCUCGGGCAAAGUUGAGACUA